Odontomachus brunneus is the source of this 1919-nucleotide messenger RNA. RefSeq lists its product as uncharacterized. The record is from RefSeq and is a predicted model, not a curated record. The transcript is spliced from 2 exons. Bases 116 to 391 code for a protein of 91 amino acids. NCBI's taxonomy places the organism in Eukaryota, Metazoa, Arthropoda, Insecta, Hymenoptera, Formicidae.
AUUUCUGUUACAUUCCGUAACUUGACGAGUUUCGCGCAUUAUUUUGAAGUAAAUAUUACAAACAAACGGUAACAAACAAACUACUUUCAAACGAUAAUUACUAAGACGUAUCGUGAUGAAUUCCUCGCGAGUAUUAACUUUUAAUGGACCUUACACAGAGGACAAAUAUAAUCAGUUUUUCAAUCCAAACGUUUGUCAUGUUUGCAAACAGCCCAGUGAAGUCUUGGUAACGUGUAAUCUGUGUUAUAUGAUUUCUUUCUGUUCCGAGGAGCAUCGGGCGAUACACAGAAACUCUCACUCUGAGAUCUGCAAAACUCUAGCAAUGAUAAUAACGGACAUAUCGUUGUGGGUCAGGCAAAUAUAUGGCCUUGCAAGAUUUGCUAUUCAGUAAAUUUUUGUGAUGAUCACCAAAUAGCAUUUCGUCAGUUACAUGAGAUGUGCUGCAAAGAUUUGCUGCUAUUACUGAACACGAAUAUCAUGUGUCUAACCGGCUGUAUGGAACAGCUUAUGAGUUUAGAAAGAUGUAAGUUCACCAAAUUUCCUGGUACAAAACCAUAUCAUGACACUAUUACAUUUAUUAACAACUAUCAAUGUAUAUCUCGUCGUGAGUGUCACGACAAUUCUUGUAUGCCAAUUACAUACUGGCCAAUACAGUAUCGUAUAUAUUCUGAUUAUGCAUCCGGCCCGCUGACAUUAUACUACGCGCUGCAGGAAUCAAAUUUAUUAACUCUUGCAAGAAAUUCAUCUAAAUAUGUCAUUCAUGUUAUAGAUAUAAAUAAAACAGAUAUGGUGCAAAUAUGGCAUAUUUUCUUCCAUUUAUUUAAAAGUAUAAAGGAAAUAUGUAUUGUAUUUAUAAAAAUGCCAAUAAUUGAAUCGAACGAUCUAGGGUUUGUUUGUGCAGUAUGUCGUAACCAUAAUCAAAGACUUUUUGUUAAAAGCGUAUCAGAACCGUACCACGAUUAUGUAUGCUUAGAUUCAUAUGAAAAACCGAAUGUGAUCAUAAUAUUUGAAACAGAAUGUCUUUGUAUAGAAACAUUGUUGGAAUCUGUAAAAGCAAUAAUAGCGCAAGGGUGUCCGUUACUUUUAACCGCUGAUUCGGAAAAUACAGUGCAAGGAAUUGUAGACAAGAUACAAGAAGAAACAGGUACAACCAGAAAUCGAUUAUACAGAGUAAAUAAUUACCGCGGUUAUAUGUCACAUAGAAAUUAUAUGACUGGUGGAUUUUAUUACCGAAAUGCGCAUUUUAUUAUGUAUUCAUAGAUUUAAAUCAUAUGUCUGACCCAGUCAACGGCUGAAGGUUAUAUAUUGUUUUAUCCUAUUUUUAUUUUGGUAUAAUUUAUGAUAUUCAAUUUUUAAUAAUAUUCAAAAUUAAUCAAAAUUUUCGUACCGAGAUAUAAAUUCAGUCAUAAAUUAAUAGUAUUUUUGUGAAAAUAUAGUUUGCUGAUUUGUCAGUAUACAGUUUGUUAAUAUAAAGUUUUUCAUCUUUUAAAAAUAUGUAAAAUAUGUUGUAUAUGAGGUAAUAGAAUGCAGGCUAUAUAUAUAUAGUAUCUUUAAAUUUUACUUUAAAUUUUUAAUUUGUCUCAUAAUUAUUGGUAAUAUUACAUGCAGCUACGAUUAUUCUAUAUUGAGUUACAUGUAAUUGUUUUUUAAAUCUCUACUUCAUUGUUCGUGUUCUGCAAGUGAUAGGUGAUGAUAAUAAUCUCAAUGUUUUAUGUAGAUUAUAUUCUUCAAACUGUGUUUUGUAAUUAAUAAUCAUAACUUGCUAACAUCGACUUUUCCAAAUAAAUUGUGAAAAUGUAUUAAAAAAUAUGAAAAUAAACCUAGGACUAUUAGCGUCUCCCAAGUUAUCAUCUGUAAUUGUAAAUUAAAUGCAAGUGUAAUUAUAAUCUGAAAUAAAACAUAGAUCUUUUAGAAACAUA